UGCAGCAGAAGCCUCGUGAUGAGAUUACUUGUGCGAUACUGACUAACAAUGACGCGGGUGCCUGUGAAAUAUGGGUGACGUGACAGCAUCUUACAUGGAUGAGAACGAGAUGAAAAGAUCAUGUGGCCCAAUUUCUCCAAAAUCCAUAUUUUGUGCUUGGUUCUGGCAGUGCUGGCUAUUUUGGCUUUAGUUCACAAUUUCUAUCAAUUAGAGAACCUGAAUACUGCAGGUUUGAAGUGGUUGAUAGAAGAUGAUGACCAGCAGCCUUCAUCACAGGUGACUAAAAUACCCAGAAAAUUGUAUUGUGGUUAUGAGCACCAAGUUUUAUCUAAGAGGGAACGAGAGGAAGAAGAGUCCUUAUUUGCUGCUAUGCGCUGGCCUAAACCUCCUGAGGACAAAAUCCCAUUUGUGAGGAGCACAGAUGCUUCUCAUAGCACUUUUGUGAUAUUAAACACACACAAAAAUUUCAAAGUUGGUGAUCAGUUGGAAGUGUUGGUCCACAUGAAAGAUUAUGAAGGGAAGCCAAAACAGUAUGGUGGAGACUACCUUCAAACAAGAAUCCACUCUGCUCAUCUGAAAGCUGGAGCCACUGGAAGAGUUGUAGAUUACCAGAAUGGAUCUUACAGAGUUUUUUUCACUUUACUUUGGCCAGGGGAGGUCAUGGUAUCUGUGUCUCUGGUCCAUCCUAGCGAAGGAAUCCAAGUCCUUAAGCGUUUGCAAGAAGAAAGACCUGACAGGGCCUACUUCAAAAGCCUGUUCAAAUCAGGGAGAAUUUCAGAAACCACUGUGUGUAAUGUGUGUCUAUCCGGAGACAUGCCAGUCUGUAACUUUACAGAUCUCUACACUGGUGAGCCAUGGUUCUGCUACAAACCAAGAAAAUUGUCCUGUGCCACCAGGAUCAGCCAUUACAAAGGAGGUUAUCAAAAGGGGCUUUUGACCUCAGAGGAAAGUCGCCUUUUCCAAAGUGAUGUGAAUAUUAAAAUGCCAAUACCCUCCAGUGGCCCUGAUACUGUGAUCGUAAGGCCCUUGGGGCAUGCAGAAUUGGACAAUAUGGGAAAAUCUCAAAUCCCUGAUGUAUUUCCUUCUGGCUAUUAUUAUCAAGAUGAAUGGCAAACAAGGACACAAUGGAUUCGACAUUUUAACAAGUCAUCAGAUAUAACUGAAUGUUUACAGGGAAAACUUAUUCACUUGUUCGGAGAUUCUACAAUCAGGCAGUGGUUUGAGUAUCUGACAGCAUUUGUUCCAGAUCUUGUGGAAUUAAAUCUUGGCAGCCUUAAAAAGGUCGGUCCUCUCAUGGCUGUGGACACAAAGCAUAACAUCCUACUAAAGUUCCGCUGUCAUGGGCCACCCAUUCGCUUUUUUACUGUGUUCAGCAGUGAGUUACAUUACAUUGCCAAUGAACUAAAUCGCAUUGUAGGUGGGAGGAACACUGUGAUAGCCAUAACGAUCUGGUCUCACUUCAGUACUUUCCCUGUAGAAGUGUACAUCAGGAGGCUGAGGAACAUUCGCAGGUCAGUUGUUCGACUGCUGGAUCGGAGCCCCAAAACUCGGAUAGUCAUCAAAACCGCCAACGUUCAGGAGCUUGGGCCAGAAGUUAGCCUUUUCAACAGUGACUGGUAUUCCUAUCAGCUUGACACAAUCAUGAGGAAGAUGUUCUCAGGAAUUGGUGUGUACUUUGUGGAUGCUUGGGAGAUGUCACUAGCACACUAUUUGCCACACAAAUUGCACCCAGAGGAUGUCAUUGUCAAAAAUCAGUUAGAUGCUUUCUUGUCUUUGGUGUGCCCACUGGAAACACAUUAUAGCUUCUUAAAAGGAAUACACAAUCAAAUGUGGUCUCUGCUUCUGUAAUUCAGUGUCACUCACAUUUGGCACUAGUUGUUUGCCAUGGGUUAUCGCUAAUCUGAGGUGCUUGUAACCUGUAUCUAAUUUGUGUAGACUGCACAAUAAUAUACUAAAAGUAUAUAUUUACUGCAUCUAGGUUGAAAUUUUAGGUUGAAAUUUUUUAUUUAAAUAAAAACAUACUACAAAAGUUACAAAAGGCACAAAAAGUACAAUGUUACAAAAAUAGAGAAGUACACCAUCCAAUAUUUACAAGGUAUCAAAAUGCCGAAUGUACACACAUUUACAGGAUUCCCAAGCUUUACAAAUCAAAUUUACAGAAAGAACAUUCUACAGACUUCUCCUUGAUAGGUUCAUGCCAUGCGUCUCACCAACAUUUUCCAUGUAUGAGCGGUAUACGUACAUUACGUGAUCGGGGCAUGAGCCCCACUCAACCACGGCCACAAUUUCCUCCUUACUGCGUCUAGGGCAGUGAUGGCGAACUUUUUAGAGACCGAGUGCCCAAAC
Messenger RNA from Varanus komodoensis (Komodo dragon), 2346 nucleotides. It is a transcript of the gene NXPE3, whose product is annotated as neurexophilin and PC-esterase domain family member 3. The coding region runs from base 121 to 1848 and encodes 575 amino acids. NCBI's taxonomy places the organism in Eukaryota, Metazoa, Chordata, Lepidosauria, Squamata, Varanidae. The record is from RefSeq and is a predicted model, not a curated record. The transcript has 5 exons.